Messenger RNA from Lathyrus oleraceus (garden pea), 1232 nucleotides. Its product is annotated as B3 domain-containing transcription factor VRN1. Gene Ontology annotation, molecular function: DNA binding. NCBI's taxonomy places the organism in Eukaryota, Viridiplantae, Streptophyta, Magnoliopsida, Fabales, Fabaceae. The transcript has 3 exons. The record is from RefSeq and is a predicted model, not a curated record. Bases 131 to 940 code for a protein of 269 amino acids.
CAAAAGAGGCGGUAGCCAUUCCUGCUAUUGAAUUAAAAAUAUCUAUCUAACUAAAUUAUAAAUCCUCAAACCAAAUUGUGAGUCCAACAUUAUAUAACAUUCAUCUUUAUUAAAUUAAUAUAUAAAUAGAAUGUCAAGUAAAGUUUCAACACUUUUUGCAACAAUGAAGCUUCACCGGAGAAGGUGUGUCCGGCCAACGUCGCCGGAAAAGGAAUCAAAGCAUUUUAUGAAAGCCAUACUUCCCUCCCCCAUUCAUUCCAAACAAAUUAGAAUUCCAGAUGAGUUUAUAACAAGAUUUGGGAAUGAACUCAACGAUGCUGCUACAAUUACUGUUCCCGACGGUCGUGUUUGGGAAAUGGAACUCAAGAAAUGUGGUAACGAGGUUUACUUUUGCAACAAAUGGCAAGAGUUUGCAGAAUACUAUUGUAUAGGAUAUGGUUGCUACUUGAGUUUCAAAUAUGAAGGGAAUUCAAAGUUUAGUGUUGUUAUAUUUGAUGCAACUUCUGUUGAGAUUUCCUACUCAUUCAAAACAAACACAAAGAAAAGAUUCAAGGUUGAAAAAAAUGAGAAUGGUGGUAAACAGGUGAAGAUCAUGUCUAAUUCUGAUUCGGAGAGAUCAGAGGAUGGUGCGAAUGAAUUCAACCCAAAGAAGCCUUAUUUUCGUUCCAAAAUGAAUAAGGGAAAUAAUGCGUAUGUUAGUGCUGAUUUUGCUUCAAAGUAUCUCAAGUCAAAUGUUCCUAUGAAGCUGCAAAAUUGUCAUGGAGAGCAGUGGGAAGUUUAUGCCAAAUCAUGGGGAAAAAUGCAAAUAUCGAGAGGGUUUUCUAAGUUUAAAAGGGACAAUAAUAUAUCAGAGGGAGAUAUUUGUGUGUUUGAGCUGAUCAAGGAGAAUCCGGUUGUGCUAAAAGUCACAGUGUUUCCACCACUUCACUAUGGUGAUUAACAAUUUAUGUGGUUUUGGCACCAACUAGUAAUAAUCACUUGUGUAAUCACAUGUUUUUGCUUUUGUAUCAUCAAGUUAUUGGGUCAAGACAAGUUCCUUUUUGUGGGUUUACCACAAGAGUGAGCAAGGAUUCAAUUUUGUUUCUUACAAUUUCAACUAGUUAUAAACAUAAAUGUCUGUGGCAAGGAAAUUAUGAAGUGGUUUGAAGGAGAAAAAUAGAAAUUGGAGUGAUAAGGAGAUCAUGUAACUCAUAUCUCUAAUAAAAAUGAAAGGGGCUAGCAAUUUUAUGCAA